Molecule: messenger RNA, 771 nt
Organism: Oreochromis niloticus (Nile tilapia)
Lineage: Eukaryota; Metazoa; Chordata; Actinopteri; Cichliformes; Cichlidae
Gene: mrps12
Product: mitochondrial ribosomal protein S12
Exons: 3
Coding region: 156-587 (143 amino acids)
Biological process (GO): translation
Cellular component (GO): ribosome; small ribosomal subunit
Molecular function (GO): structural constituent of ribosome
Source: RefSeq, a predicted model, not a curated record
GAAGGAUUUCCGGGUUGUUGAGAGGUCGUGGUGCUCGUGCUGCGACGUCCUUGAUAGAUUUCAUUGGAAUGCCGUCAGUACUUUGACGUUAACCGGUCAGAGUUCCGAUUCCUUCCGCCGGUGUGGAGGCUGUUUGUCCGGGACUCUGAGCAGGAAUGGCGUCUCUGUGGAGUCUGAGACCGGCGCUGACGUCACUGAUUCAAGCAUCCCAGCAUGUCUCUGCAUGGACCGCCCCCCUCCUGCCCAGGACCAUGGCCACGCUCAACCAGAUGCACCGCCAAGGGAAGCCCAAAGUCCCUCCCAAAGCCGCUGGAGCCACGUUUGGCCGCCCCCAGCUGAAGGCGGUCAUCCUGAAGACGAUGAUCCGAAAGCCCAAGAAGCCCAACUCUGCCAACAGGAAGUGCGCCCGCGUGCGGCUGUCCAACGGGAAGGAGGCGGUGGUGUUCAUCCCCGGGGAGGGGCACAACCUGCAGGAGCACAACGUGGUGCUGGUGCAGGGGGGCCGGACGCAGGACCUGCCCGGGGUCAAACUCACCGUGGUCCGGGGGAAAUAUGACUGCGCUCACGUGGUGAAGAAGAAGCAGUAGACUGACUGUGGGGGGAGGGGUGAAGUGUGUGUGUGUGUGUGUGUGUGUGUGUGUGUGUGCGCGUGCGUGUUGUGACCUACUGCCAGCAGCGGCGACGGUUCUGAGCUUCACUCAGCUCCAUGUUUGUGAUGACUUGCUGUCAGUGUCCAGAAUUAAAGACACUUCCUGUUCAUCCUGUAUAACA